CCUGACGCCCGUCUUCUCCUCCCCCCCACUUUAUCUUUUCCCCUUCUUAUUCCCGACCGGUCGCUAUUAUUGAAUCUCCCCUCUUGGUUUCCCCCCCCCUCCUCCCACAUCCCAUCAAUCAAUACUAAGGCGGCCUUGGGCUGAAAAAAAAAAGCACACGCUUGGCCUGUGGUUGGCUCGGAAUUUCUCCAGUCUAGUGCCCACCGUGAUGUCCACUACUGCCCCCUCCACUGCGUCGCCUUUGGUCGUCCGCAGUCACUCGACUUCCUCCCGCUCUCCCUCCUAUCGUCCUCCCUCAUCCGAGCUCCCUCACCGUACCCGAAGUGUCGCUGUCCGACCCGCGACAGCCUCCCAACCACAAUAUCAAUCACCACCAUCCUCGUCGCAACAUCACUAUCAACCUCAAUCCCGUCACGCUCAUUCCCAUUCCAAGUCUCAGUCCUAUGAUCGUCGCCCCCCUUCCAAUCAGGCGGUAUUCGACUCCAUAACCCGUCGAGAUUUUGAGGCUUCUCGCGGAGCUCCCCCGGCUUCUCCCCGAAGGGAAUCCUCUCGGGAUCGUUCACAAGAGCGCCCUUCCACCUCCUACCGCCCCGAAUCCUCCUCCAACAGACACCAGAGAAAUCUCUCAGUUCAAGGUCAUCAACGGGAUAGUAUCGAUAUGGCGACCGCCGGGACUGUCAUGGCAGAGGGUGUCGCAGGGCAGCCCCAGGCAGCUGCCGCCCAUUUACAUCCGACUAAUCCCGUCCAGUCAAGACGUCGGACCAUGAUUACGACGCCAACCGGCCAAUGGGCUCUGGGAAAGACAUUAGGUGCCGGCAGCAUGGGCAAAGUCAAGGUUGGGAAGAACAUGGAUACAGGAGAACAGGUGGCUGUCAAAAUCGUACCUCGACAGUCGACCGAAGAGCAUCGCAGCUCGCGCGAGGCCGAACGGGCGGACCGCUCGAAGGAAAUUCGAACGGCGCGCGAAGCAGCUAUCGUCAGCCUCGUCAACCAUCCUUACAUCUGUGGCAUGCGGGAUGUAGUUCGGACCAACUACCACUGGUACAUGUUGUUCGAACUCGUCAACGGGGGUCAGAUGCUGGAUUAUAUCAUUUCCCAUGGUAAACUCAAGGAGAAGCAGGCCCGCAAAUUCGCCCGUCAGAUUGCCAGUGCGUUGGACUAUUGCCAUCGCAACAGCAUCGUGCAUCGCGACUUGAAAAUCGAAAACAUUCUGAUCAGUAAGACCGGAGAUAUCAAGAUUAUCGACUUUGGUCUCAGUAACCUCUUCUCGCCACGGAGUCAACUCAAGACAUUCUGUGGCAGUCUUUACUUCGCUGCCCCUGAGUUGCUGCAGGCGAGGCAGUACACUGGUCCGGAGGUAGACGUUUGGAGCUUUGGCAUUGUCCUCUACGUUUUAGUCUGUGGCAAAGUACCGUUUGACGACCAGAGCAUGCCCAAACUUCAUGCCAAGAUCAAGCAGGGCGUUUUUGAAUAUCCUCCUGGACUCACAGCAGAAUGUCGUCAUAUUAUCUCCCGCAUGCUCGUGACUGACCCCAAACAGCGCGCAAGUUUAACCGAGAUUAUGAAUCAUCCUUGGAUGAACAAAGGCUUCAAUGGUGCACCAGAAAAUUAUUUGCCAUACCGAGAACCUAUAAAUUUACCUCUCGAUCCCGAGGUUAUUGAGAAAAUGACGGGCUUCGAUUUCGGGCCACCUGAAUACAUUACUGCGCAGCUCACCAAGCUCAUUGAUUCUGAGGAUUAUCAGCAUGCUGUGAAAGUCAGCGCUCGCGAACAACCCGCUCCAAGCUAUACGGAGAAGAAGCGAGGAGUAUUCGACUUCUACAAACGACGAAAUUCGGCCAGCAGGGAUACACUGUCCGCGCCGUCAGCGGAGGCCGUUCAAAUGGGCAACGACCCAGUCAAUGCCUACAGCCCGCUAAUCUCGGUCUACUAUCUGGUCAAGGAAAAGCUGGACAGAGAAAGGGCCGAAAAGAACCCUGGAGCACUGGGCGUCCCACAUGCCUCUGGAGACUCGAUGCUUCAGAUGCCAGACCUUCCAGCACCGGAGGCCGCCCAUACCAACCAGUAUCAUGUUCCGGGAGAGAAGGAUAGUGGAAGAAGGUCGCGCCCACGAGCACGAACGCAUGGUGAUGACGACCUGGCGGAUGGCAUCAAGAACCUCCACCUGGGUCCGCAGACGGGGCAUUCCCCGGGUCCUGCGUUGUCGCAGCCAGAAACGCCGGUCAAGAAAGAAAGCACGGCAGCGGGUAUCUUGAGGCGGUUCAGCACGCGCCGGACAAAGGAACGCAGCCGCGAUCCGGAACGUGGAAGACUUGGCAGUCCCCACACCCCAGCCCUCAACGUCCAGCCACCCGCAGACUUGGCCUCGCCCCUAUCCAGAGGAUUCAGCGUGAAGAGAACCCGACGCGCAGAUCCCUCCCCAACAGCCAUUCCAUCCGGGGCAAAUCAUUCACAGCAGAACGAUUUUCUCAAGGCCCCGGGAUCAGCGGAGCCGGCUUCGCGGUCCAACAAAUUCUUGGAGAGAUCUGCCAGCGUCAACUCGGCCGACUAUCGUCCUCGUCGUUCACGACGAAAUGAUCCUGACGCCGCAGGUCAACCACCGCCAAGCAGUGGGUCAGACUAUGCCAAUGUACAGAAAGAACCGACCGCUGCGAGGGAAUCGAAGCUGGGCCGCGGCCAUACUGCUCGAACAAUGUCGUUAGGCCAUGCUCGUCGGGAAAGCAUACAAGCCCGUCGCGCUAGACGCGAUGCCACGCGCGAGGCCAAUGUGCCUGAAGAGACCGAUGCCGAUAUCACUGGUGCGGGAACUGCCUUGGAGAGCGCCAAUGAAGGAGAGGAUCUGUCCAAGCCAGUAUACCUCAAAGGCCUUUUCAGUGUCUCGACCACGAGCAGCAAACCUUUGCCUGUCAUUCGAGCCGAUAUUAUUCGCGCUCUGAAACAACUUGGAGUCGACUACACUGAGAUCAAGGGAGGCUUCAGUUGUCGCCACGCCCCGAGCAUUGACUUGGAUAGAGUCAUGGACGUCGGGCCCCCAAGCCCAGACCGUCAGGGCCAUGUCUCGGGCCACCGUCGACGUAUCAGUUUUGGGGGGUUGUUGAGCCACGAAGAAGGUAGGGAGGACCCGCGCCAGAUGCCCCGUUCGCAACGUCGGGCUCGGGCGCCUCCGGACCACAGCUUUGUGACCACUCCCGAAGGGUCCGAUGAAGACGUCGGGCCUCGGCCGAGUCGUGAUCUCGGGGUGGUUGGGGAACGUGUCAUGGGUGAAACUACGACACGAGUCCAGAGUGACACGGGGGAGAAUCUGGUACUGCGGUUUGAGAUUCUCAUCGUCAAGGUCCCUCUGUUCUCGCUGCAUGGAAUUCAGUUCAAGAAAGUGGCAGGAGGCAUGUGGCAAUAUAGGGAGAUGGCGAAGAAGAUUUUGGACGACCUGCGACUCUGAGUGCAUAUUGUUCUACAUGAUACGUUAGUUACUAUUUGCGUACUGACCAAAGUCGAGUUGAUCCACGAAGCAUUUGCAUGAGCAUAACGUUUUUUUUCUUUUGUGGAGCAUUUCCUAUGGCAACUUUCUGGCAACUUCCGGUUCGCAUUACUA
Molecule: messenger RNA, 3592 nt
Organism: Aspergillus homomorphus CBS 101889
Lineage: Eukaryota; Fungi; Ascomycota; Eurotiomycetes; Eurotiales; Aspergillaceae
Gene: kin1
Product: putative serine/threonine protein kinase Kin1
Exons: 3
Coding region: 209-3439 (1076 amino acids)
Biological process (GO): microtubule cytoskeleton organization; intracellular signal transduction; protein phosphorylation
Cellular component (GO): cytoplasm
Molecular function (GO): ATP binding; protein serine/threonine kinase activity; tau-protein kinase activity
Source: RefSeq, a predicted model, not a curated record